Setaria italica (foxtail millet) is the source of this 1429-nucleotide messenger RNA. RefSeq names its product probable protein phosphatase 2C 5. Lineage: Eukaryota; Viridiplantae; Streptophyta; Magnoliopsida; Poales; Poaceae. Bases 41 to 1219 code for a protein of 392 amino acids. Gene Ontology annotation, molecular function: cation binding; protein serine/threonine phosphatase activity. The record is from RefSeq and is a predicted model, not a curated record. Gene Ontology annotation, biological process: protein dephosphorylation. The transcript has 11 exons.
CCCCGACCGAACUCCAGCGCCGCGCACGAUCAAAUCGAAAAUGGCGCUGCUGAGCCCGCGCGUGCCGCGGCUGCCGCCCUCCACCUUCACCGCCGGCGCCGGCGCCGCCACAGCCGCAGUCGGGAUCCGGUGCUGCGGCCGUGGCGCGCGGUGCCAGGCGACGGCAGCGGGCGGCGUGGCGGCCGCGGGGCCCCCGUCGUCGGAGCUGGAGGCCAUCAAGUGGGGCAGCGCCAAGCUGCAGGGCGCCCGCGACGAGAUGGAGGACGAGGUCGUGCUCCGCACGGGCUGCCUCCUCGACGGCUUCUCCUUCGCUGCCGUAUUCGAUGGCCACGCUGGCUUCUCCGCCGUCAAGUUCCUCAGGGACGAGCUGUACAAGGAGUGCGCGGCGGCGUUGGACGGUGGCAAGGUACUCAGUACCAAGAAUCUCGAGGCCAUUACGGAUUCCAUCCAACGUGCCUUCGCUGCGGUGGACGCCAAGCUCUCCACCUGGCUCGAGCAAAUGGAGAAGGACGACGACUCUGGCGCGACGGCCACGGCCAUGUUUCUCAGGAACGAUGUCCUUGUUGUUUCGCACAUUGGGGACUCUUGCUUGCAGGUGAUAUCCCGUGAUGGAAGACCUGAAGCUUUGACCGGCUCUCAUCGACCAUACGGGAACAACAAAACGUCCCUUGAAGAGGUCAAGCGGAUCAGAGCAGCAGGUGGAUGGAUUGUUGAUGGGCGCAUAUGUGGAGACAUUUCUGUAUCUCGUGCUUUUGGGGAUAUAAGAUUUAAGACACGAAAGAAUGAGAUGCUGAUGAAAGGAGUUAAAGAAGGAAGGUGGACUGAAAAGUUCAUCUCACGAAUAAAAUUUAAAGAGGAUAUAAUAAUAUCGUCACCUGAUGUAUCUCUGAUAGAGCUUGGACCAGAUGUGGAAUUUGUUCUACUAGCUACUGAUGGUCUUUGGGAUUACAUUAAAAGCUCUGAAGCUGUAGCUUUUGUCAGAGAUCAACUGCGUCAACAUGGUGAUGUCCAGUUGGCCUGUGAGGCACUUGGUCAAAAAGCUCUGGAUGAACGGUCACAAGACAAUAUUAGCAUAGUCAUAGCUGACUUGGGGAGGACGAACUGGAAGGCGUUGCCAGUUGAAAGGCCAAACUUGUUCUUGGAACUAAGUCAAGCGGUUGUGACUCUAGGGUUUGUCUCAAUUGGAAUCUGGUUUUCGUCAUUCCUUGCAUUACAGUAAGUAGGACUAGUUCUGUUCAGAUGUGUACAUUACUUAUCGAAUUGCAUCUUCCGCUUGUAUAGCUGCAAGUAUAUGUACAUUCUUAUAGGGUUGAUUAAUAGGGUAAUCUAUCUGAUAAUUGUGAACAUGUGAAGUACCGACGAAGAUCAGCUGAGUGGCAUUGAGUCCGUUGGGACGAAAUGAAUUAUAUGUCUGGAUUUCCUUUUGCUU